UUAUUUUUGAUUACAAUGAGUUAGAUGUUAUUAGAUUGUAGUUGAUAAAAUAAUAUCAACAGUUAAAAGAACGCAAGUAAUUAAUUCAUUUGAAGAUCGUUUCAUAUGCGUUAUCUCGUGGAACGUACAACUCCCGUUGUACUUUAAAUUGUUGACAUUGCGAUGCGCAUGCCCAUAUUCUGUAUAAAUGUCAACUUGAUCGUUGGGAUAGGUAAAGUUUUGUAGCAAAAAUUAUUACAUAUAACGUCUAUACGAAAAGUAAAGUUUUUCGAAUCACAGAACUCGUUUGCAAACAUUAUGGCUUUUCGUUAGAAAGAUAAACAAGUUUUUUAUCUUAUAGUAAGAUUAUUCUAAGAGUAAAUUUUCUUCCAGCAAGACAUUGCGACGACGCUCUCGAUAUUGUCUUUUAACAAGACAUUAAAAAUAAUAUUUUAUCAAAAUUAUUACGAGUGUGAUAUCCAAUUAAUCGCACAGUAACGAUAUGCAUCACAUUAUUUUAUUGAUCACGUUAACAUGUCUCGUCUUUAAUAUCGGUGGCAAGUCGAUUGAAGAAAAAGAAUUAAGGAUGAACAUAACAACGAAAGAAAAGAAAGAUACAACUAAAUCGUUGGAAGUAAUCUCACGUUCUUCGGUUAUCGACGAUCCACCGAGUUAUCAAUCAUCGAAGAAUUUCAGUUCGAACACGAAAAUUGAUUUAUGUUCUGGCGUAAAGGAUAAAAAUCGUUGUCUCGUAUCAGCUUUAUCUAGAAUAGCAAAAAUUCGUAUCGACGAGAAUAAUGAUCCAAAUACUUUAAGAAGAUCCUCCGAAAAAUUAUCCAAUGCAAAGGAUCAAAAGUAUCAAUCGGAUUUUGAAAGAAAGAAGAAAAAUGAAGAUGUAUUACCCAGUUGGCCUCAAGGAAAUUGUCGUUGUUACGUUAUUGAAGAUGUCUACAUGCCGGAAGCUGGCAAAAAAUUACCGGCUUAUGCUUGUCGACUUUACGACAAGAUUUUCAUUCUUACCAGUGAAAGAUUUCUCGAGGAUCGUAGGUCUUACUUUGAUAUAUACGUGGACGAAGAAAUUGCAAAGAAUUGGAUUGUUGCUGCUUCGAAUGCAGUCAGAACUGUUGGCGUUAAGAAACUUCCGGUAACGCUAUUUUUAAAAAAUGGUGAAAAUAAUUAUAGGAUACGUAAUAAGUUAUAAGAUAGAAAUUAUGAAAUAAAAAAUUUGUAUGUGGAGUUAAUAUCAUUUCUAAAUAAUCAGAUACAUUAUAUCAAUUAUCGGUCAAUUGUAUUAAUAAAAUUUCAAAUUAAAAUA
Molecule: messenger RNA, 1294 nt
Organism: Polistes canadensis
Lineage: Eukaryota; Metazoa; Arthropoda; Insecta; Hymenoptera; Vespidae
Exons: 2
Coding region: 482-1180 (232 amino acids)
Source: RefSeq, a predicted model, not a curated record